AUGCCAAUCCUCGAGAAAGUCCGGAGGAAGCUAUCGCGCUCCAAGUCCGCAGGUGGCCCAGGCAUCAAACCAACUCACGACAGCGACAACGACAACGACAACGACGACGCCGGAGACCACCGCUUCCGCAUCGACCCAUCAUGGCCCACGACGGCUUUGUCUCUGAGCCCAUCCGACGAGAACCUCGUGUCCAAACUCGCAUUCUCAGCGGACACGGAAUUCAUCGAACGACCGCCGCGGCUCCGAAGGCCGUCGUCGGUGGCGGGCACACAAUAUUCUGAACGAACAGUCUUCAACAACGUCGAGUCCGGCUUCUUGUCGUUGCCGACCGAACUGUUGAUGUUUCUACAACCGUACCUGACGCCCAGCAGCGAGGUGGCGCUCCGCCACACCUGUUCCCGGUUUUUCCACCUGUACACGCUCCCGUCGUUCGUGCUCAAGGGCAAAGACCUCUUCGAGUUUCUGUGCAUGACGGAACGCGACCAAGACCCCGCGGACCUCGACCGGCUCGUGUGCAGCAAGUGCCAGGAGCUGCACAUCAAGACGACGUUCCCGUCGUCGGAGCUGUCGCAGCCCCCGACGUCACGCGACUGCCGCACGAUCUGGCUCUGCGCGCACCGCACGCUCGGCUACUCCAAGACGAUCCGCAGCGUCAAGGCGGGCGUCGAGGCGCCGUUCCGCGUCGAGACGCUCGACCCGUGCUCGCGGUGCCGCAACUUCAUCCGCACGCGCUCCGUCGCCGAGCGUCCGGAGAAAGGGACAUCGCUGAUGGACCUCGAGAGUCCCAAGGCGCAGUCGCUCCUGGUCACCAAAAUCGCGCUCCUCCAGGCGCCGUCGCCGUCGCCGCACAACCACUCACGCCACACGCUGCGCGACCGCACCUCGGGCGGCAGCGGCACGUACAAGGAAGUGUUUUCGGCGAAGGACGUGUCCGACGCGUUGGCCGCCAUCGACUUCCGCCUCUGCCCCCACAUGAAGCUGGGCGACCCUUACAUCCUCAGUAAGUUCUGCAGGGCGUGCAUCAACACCCAACGGCUCCCCGUCGGCGUGAGGGGUCCCCCGUGUAUAAGUGAUUGGAAGAAACGUGACGCGAUCGACCUCAUCGACUGGGACGGCAACGGCAACAACUACAGCUACAACUACAACUUCAACACCAACAACAACACCAGCGGCGGCAGGUUUCGACGCGGCGUCGGCGGGGGCGGCGGGAACGGCGGCGGUGGCAGCAAGUGUAAAGGGUCAUGCUACACGCGAGGCUGCAAGACGCAGUUCAUGUUCCAGGCUCGCGAAUCCCUGUCCCCCGACGCGUCGGGCCGGAGACAAGUGUGGCUCGUCGUCGCCGUGUACCGGUGGCUGGGCCCCCUGCAGACCGACGGCCGCGGCGAAUCCACCUGGACCGACCACGCCGUCGACCACCGGGAGCGCAGGGACAUGCGAGGACGCUGGGCCGAGUGGGAGAGGCAGCAGAGUCGCGGGGCCGCGGGGAAACCGCCGUGCAUGCCGAACUGGAGUAUUUGUUUGUUGCACCCUGAAGAUUCGAACUUGAGAUGA
Exophiala spinifera is the source of this 1551-nucleotide messenger RNA. RefSeq lists its product as uncharacterized. The record is from RefSeq and is a predicted model, not a curated record. The transcript has a single exon. The coding region runs from base 1 to 1551 and encodes 516 amino acids. NCBI's taxonomy places the organism in Eukaryota, Fungi, Ascomycota, Eurotiomycetes, Chaetothyriales, Herpotrichiellaceae.